AUCGGAGAAGCCAUCUAUGUAUAUACUUUUAAUAAAAUGUUUUUUAGUAAAAAUUACUUAAUGAAACGUAAAUAAUAUAUUCUUUAUAAUACAAAUCGGAUUUUUAACAAGUUAUGCUUCAUAAUCCACCUAUUUUUAAGUUUUCUAGUCGAUUAAUGUAGACAUACAGAAAAAGAACUGAAAAUUAUUUUAAACUCUCUUCACGGAGAGCUGUGCCGAUGGAUUGCUCGUAUUUAUAAUAUAACUAAGAUUACAACAAAAAAAAAUAAAAAUAAACAUGCAAAUGUGUAUAUGCGUAUUGAGAGUUCGAGUGACUAAAUUAAUACGUUCUUUUUUCUCAAAGUGAAGAAAUAAAAUAAGAAUAAAAGUGACUUUUACACUUGGAAUUAGUGUUUUAUAUUGAAGAGAACUCAAACUAUAUGCUUAUGCUCUCUAUUUACUCUGCUCGGUAGUCGAGCCAGCAAACUCACCAAGAAAUAUUAUUCACAAUAGAGGAUAUGUGAACGCAAUGAACAUUGCUGUGCUUCGGCACACUGUGUUUUUGUCACUCGUUGUGAGCGGAUGUUUGGAGUUGUCAUAGUCGUUGUCAGUAUGCGUAACUGUGUGUAUGCGUAGGGGCGGCCGAGAAAGUGUAUCCAUAGUGAGUAAAAACGUAAAAACAAAUUAUAAAUGGAAUAAAAUAAAGCGCAUGAUGAAGUUUCAAAUAGAUUCAGAGAAUUUGAUUGAUCGUAUUUAAAAAAGAUAAAACGAGUAAAAGAAAACAGCGAAUAGAAAAAAUACUUUUGGAAAACACCUUAGGUGUCAAACUGUAAGAAAAAAGAAAGAGCGGAAGCGGAUAUUUAACUUCGCAACAACACAUAAGCAAAUAAAAGAAGUUAAUGUACAUAUCUUGUCUAUGUAUGCAUUGUAUGGGAAAAAUUCAAAUCGAGAGUGUAAUAGUGGUAGUGCGAAAAGUGAAUCAAAAUUGAAAGUGGUUUUAAUUUAAAUUUUUGCUUUAAUUAAUAGCAACGGAAAUCUACGAAAUAGUGUAGCUGCUUAAAAGUUGAAAAGCUGAAAAACAAAAUAUAAAGUGAAAAAGUACAAUUUCAUAUUGUGCGGCAUAUAAAUCAAAAAGCAGUUGCCAUCAAAGCUAACAAAGAUUAUCAUAUAACGGUACAUUAAAACCAAACGGAGCUUAAAAAGUAAAUUGCAUCUUAAGAAAAAUAGUAUUUCACCAACACAACAUGCAUAGCUGAGACGAUAGAGAAAGAGAUUAAGGCAAUCCAUGUGAUGUCGCUUCAAUAGUAACCAUAGAAGAAUCUUUGCGUGCAAAGGAGUUCAGCUAGUGAAAUUUGAGGAGAUCCAACCAAAACCCAGCCAAUCAACCAAACAACCAACAUUCAAACUUCAAGUGCUCACUUACCUUGGGGCGCGCACAGAGGAGUUUUUCAACACUGCAUCAAGUAAAUUAAAGCCCACAUCUUCAGUAUUUCAUUGGUGCUGGUAGACGAUAAAAAAAAGCAGGGCGGGCUCUCAAGCACAGAUAUUAGAGUAUUAUUUUGCUGCUAUGUUGAAUCCCAAUCACACAGGCGCAACGCGGCGUCCCUUCUCGCGCAAUGCACCAACUCGCAACCAUCCCAGCCGGAUGCUCUUCUCACCGCACCAUCAUUCGCGUCACAUGUUGCAACAGCAACAACAGCAGCAGCAAUUACAUGCACAUGCUCACGCGCAUGCGCACACCCAAUCGCGCAUAGGCAUCGGCAACGGGAACGGAAAUGGCGCUAACGGCGGUGGCAGUGGUGUCGGCGGUUUCGCCUUGGGGAGCAAUGGAGGCUCCCUAUGCAAUGGCGGACAGUGGUACAACAAUAAAGACAACAAUAUGGACAAUUGGAAUGCACUCGGCGAUGUACAAACAAGUAAUAAUAACAGUGGAAGUUGUCCUAAUAAUAGCAAAGGAAAUCACUAUAGUCACAACCACAAUUACCACCAUAACCACCACAGUCACAAUCUACUCCAUCACAGUAAUGGCAAUGGUCAUACCUUUCACCAAAAUCAUAAUCAUAACCAGCUUAACUAUAAAGAUACCAACUAUAAUAAUAAUAGCAAUAGUAAUCAUCAUCACCAUCAAAAUAGCCAAAGCCAAACCCAAGCCCACCACUAUUAUCGCCAAGUAUACCACAAUAGCCACAAUCACUGUCAGCAUCCGUCACAAGAGCAUACGCACCAGCAAUAUAUCCACAAAAGUAUUUCCUCUAGCUCUGGGUCAGCAUCGGCCUCUAGUUCCACAACCGCUUCAACCUCUGGCAAUGCACCUGCCCCUUCUCCACAACCAGCGGCGAGCACCAAUUCCAGUAUUGCCAAUGUGACAACACUAUUACCAGCAGUAUCCUUAUCGCCCAGCAGCAAUUUCCUUCACUUCCCCAAUCACAGUCCCAACCCGCCGCCCAAUUUACGAUUGUGUGAGCUUACGAAUAAUAUUAGCAUUUCACCACUGUCAUCUUCAACACUGAAUGUCGCUACACUAAACAAUUGCAAUUUCAAUGAUCAAGAAAAGAUUCCGAACUUGAAAUUACCUGCCCUAUUAUCACCACUCCAGAUUUCCCUUACAUCCAAUGCCUCAUCGCUUGUUUCACCCACCUCACUAGCAAACUCUCAUUCCGCAAAUAACUUUCAGCAAUCGCAAACUAGUCCACAAACAAAUCAAACACCCAAAUCAAACUUAAGUCCAUAUCCAAGUUCCAAUUAUACGCAAAGUCGCAACCAAAUUAAUCAUAACCACCAUUACCACAGUAGUCGACAAUCCCACCUCAAUCAUAACCGCAACCACAACCAUAACCACAGACAAAAUCUGAAUCAAAAUCAUACAAGCCAUAAUCAUGUCAGCCAUAAUAAUAAUUUGAAUAAUAAUAAUAAUAAUAGUAGUAAUCAGCAUCAACAAAAUCAAAAUCAAAAUCAUUAUCACAAUUCGAACAAAAACCCAACACAUCAAUAUCACAUCCACAACCAAAAUAAACCGACUAAUAACCAAUCCCACCUCCCGCUAAGAAAUACAAAUUUAAUUUCCACAAACACUACAAAGUCUACAACUACAACUACAACUGAAAAUAGUAACUGUACUGAUGAUGUGAAUGUAACUUCUUGUACUGACAUAAUUUCUCAACGUGAACCAUCACCGCCACCAUUAUCGCCACAAUUGAUGAACAACCAACAACGACGAUGGCGACAACAACAACAACAACAAAAUUUGUUAUUAACAAUGGCCACAACCACUGGGCUAUCUGCAUCAUCCACUACACACACGUCUUCGAAUCAACAAUUACAACGCCAUAAACAACAAAAAAAUCCACGCACAUCGGGUGCGCCCUCAACGUCUUCCCGCUGUUCAUCGGCAACAACAACAACAACACCACCAACGGCAACAACGUCCAAUCAUUUGAUCUUUAAUGGAACGCAUAAAAAUUCGAAUAAUAAAAACACGAAAACAUCGCUAAUGAAUAUACCUGCGUCAAUGAUGACAACAACAACAACACCAAACGCACCUUCCACAUCACCAAUAUUGAUCUCACCAUGGACGACGAUGACGCCUGUGCCUAUAUCCACAUCUCCCUCGAUAAUAUCGACACCAACAAUAACAACACUGUCCACAACAAAAAAAACGCGCAAUCCUAAUCUGCCCAUUUCCAAUUUCACGUCUGCGUCUUCUAAUUAUAAUCCUUCCACUUCUACUUCUACUCUUGUUGCAUUUUCUUCUCCUUUUUCUUCUUCUUCUGGGAUAUCUUCGAUCUCAUUGGGAACUGAAUCGCAUGCGACAUCUUCAACCCAUGUUGUUGGUGUUGCUGCUUCCACUGCGUCAAUGGCUGAAUCCGUCAAUACAUUGAAUUUUCAUAACGACAACAACAAACACAAUGAUAAUAAUAUUCAUAUGAAAUACCCGACUGAUGGCACUUUGAUUUGUGAUAAUACCAAUAAUCUAACAAAUAACAAUAUCAACAGCAACCACAAUAACAACAACAACCAUCACCAACAAUUCAAUUCGAUGGGUUUCGGGCAACAACAACACCUGCGGCAUUUACGUUUUAGCAAUAAUGGACGUGGCCUAUUGAAUGGUGGUAUGGAUAAUGGCGGUAGCCAUGGUGAAUAUAAUAACAGCAACAAUUACCGGCGGGGUGGUGGAAAUCAAAAUAGCAAUAUAAAUGGUAAUGGUAACUCAAUGCUGAUGCAUCGCCACAAUGGUGACUACUACCCCAAUAGUCACCACAACCAUCAACACUAUCAGUAUAGUGACCAGAAUCGCCGACACAGUGUCAGCAACAACAGCAAUGGAACUAGCUCAGGGUUAUUCGAUAGAAAUAAUAGUAACAGCAAUAGCAAUGUAAAUGGGAAUACCAGCAAUAGUACCAACAGUGUGCAUUUCGAUGGUCAUAGUAAUGGCAACCAUUCCCGAAUCGGUGACUUCCACAAUGACAAUCGCUCAGAACGUGGGGCAGGAGCAGAGGCCAACGGUAUUGGCGCCAGUAGCAGCAAUGGUUACAGCACAGCACGUAAUGGUAAUAAUUACGGACGUAAUGCACAUCAAAAUGGCGGCGGUGGCUCCUAUCAUUACCACCAUCAUAACCAUUACAACAACAAUGGCCCAUCAACGUCAUCUGCUGCAUUAGCAGGUGCUAGCGGUAGUGUUGCCAGCUUGCUGGACGCACCUACUGGCUCUUCUGGCAUUCUGGGCUCCACUACUUCGUUGAACAGUGGGCCCAUUGGGCUUAAGUCGGACAGCCCAUCGCGUAAGCGGCGUCGCAUAUCCGGACGCAUGCCCAGCCAGUCGCCGCCGGCAAUUUGGGAACAGCGUCGAUCACCUCGUACUCAAAUGCAGCAAGGAAGUCCCCCAAUACGACGACCCCGUCUACGGGACGCAGGACCUGCUCAGCAAAUUCAUGGCCACCUCAAUAGCGGCAACGUCAAUAAUAACAACAAUAAUAGCACUAUUAACGGUAGCAGCAAUCAUUUGCAAAGCUACCACCAGCCACAGCAUUCAAUACCGCACACCCCAUAUUACAUUCGUCAGCAUAUGCCACCACCGGUACUGCAACAGCAACAACAACAGCAGCAGCAACAACACCAGACGCAACCUUUGUCACAGCCUCAACCGCAACUCCAGCAACGUUCACCUUGGGAACAUUCGCUUACUGCAGCUGCAGUAAUAACCAGCCCCAACGCUGCUCCAGCGACUGUGAAUGCUUUUAUUCAACAAACGUCACCCCCGCCACAAUCGCCCGGCCACCAUCAUCAGCCAUCUCUUGUGGGUGCGCCACCUCCACCGCCACCGCUGAUGCUGGACAUCAAUCAAGUUCCUGUCAGCCUACCCUUACGUCAUGCCGAACCCAUUUGGGCGUCCAUAUGCACCUACCCCGCACCACCACCGCAAGCGCGAAUGGCACCUUGCCAUUUGCAUGGCAUCUAUUCGCAACCAUUCGCAGCUCCAGCGUGCAAUACACAUCCCAGCACUCAAUUCCCUCCUGCUACGGCUGGUUUUGCUGCUGCCGCUGGUGCUCCCAUACAGAUGUCCCAACCGCCACAGGUGCAAGUGAAUGCUGCUGCAGCUGCGCAGCAACAGCAAACGCAACAGGCCGCCGCUCUAAUGGCAGCCGCCUCUGUAGCCGCAGCCAACUACCAACAUGCUGCUCAUUUGACUCAACAACAGCGCACAGAAGCUACUGCAGCUGCAGCUGCUGUAGCGGGACUUUCUCUAGAACAAGCUGGCGCUCACCAUCUGGACGCACAUCAAGGCCAUACUGCUGCUGUAGCCACACCACCGACACAUCACAAUCAACUUCAAGCAACACCAAUACACAUCACCUCAAUGUCGGCAGUGGCCGCUGCGGCAGCGCAUCAUUUACGCACAACAGCGAGCGCAGCUGUAUCACAAAUGUCUGCGGCGCCACAACCGAUCCUUGUCUCAACAGAGAGACGCGUAUUCCCACCACAUCGUCGUAUUACUCGUUUCUGGCCUGCACACCAUCCACACGCACCACACCGUCCUAUGCUUCCACCACAGGCUUUGGGUCCGCACCAGGCCACACCUGUUCAAAUUCAAACGACUACCGGAAUCAUAAACCCGGGCUUUUUACUUAAUUUCUUAGCCAUGUUCCCGCUCUCACCUUAUAAUCAGCAUGAAUUGAGCUCACCGGACUCAAACGAGACAGAAAAUUAUGAAGCGCUGCUAAGUUUGGCUGAGCGUCUGGGCGAGGCGAAGCCACGAGGCUUGGCGCGAAACGAAAUCGAUCAGUUGCCAAACUAUAAAUAUAAUCCGGACACUCAUAACGGUGAUCAAACGUCUUGCGUGGUUUGCAUGUGCGACUUUGAAGUGCGGCAAGUGCUGCGUGUUCUGCCUUGUUCACAUGAAUUCCAUGUUAAAUGUGUUGACAAAUGGCUCAGGUCCAAUCGAACUUGUCCCAUCUGCCGUGGUAAUGCAUCCGAUUACUUUGAGAACCCCGAACAUCAGCAACAGCAGCAGUCUCAAACCCAACAAACACAGCCACAGGUGCAGCCACAGUCUCAGUCGCAGUCUCAGCCUCAGCCUUCGUCACAGCAACCAACACAAACGCAGCAAGCGACUACAACUCAACCUCCAAUUUCCUUGACAGCACAGUCCACGGUGCAGAAUCAGCAACAGCAACCGCAAGCACAAACACAAGUAACACAGGCGCAUUAAAUGCAAACACAUACAUACAAUGCGGUAAAAGUAAUUGAGAAAAAUUGUACUUCAGGAAAAGAAGAGAAUAGAGUAUACAAAGUCAAUACCAAAUAAAAGUAAUUUAACAAAAAGAAUAUGCAGAUAUUGAACAACUAAAAACUACUCGUAAAAACACUAAAAGUCAAGCACUCUUCUAACGUCCACGUCCAAUAAGUGUAUUUGUAAUUCUUUGUGUUUCCAAUGAAAUUAGAAAUGAGCUAGAAAUUAAUUACAUUCUAAAUGCAAAAUAGAUAAAUGUAUGUAUAUUUAUAUGUGUGUGUGCAUGCGUAGAAAAGAAACUGAAUGAUACAUUGUUAUGAGCGUUUCUUGGCUAUCAUGUGGAAAUCAUAUUUUGAAAUUAACACCAUAACCAGCUACAUAGCUACAUACUAUUCUGUAUUCUGUAUGCAAUACAUAUGCAAUUGUAGUCGUCAAUCUGUAAAGAUAUUGUUACCAAAUUGUUAUUAAGAUGAGUAAGUUGAAAAAAUCACAACCAAUACGCAAACUUUAGACUAACGGCAAUAGAAUAAAUAGUUAAUCAAUAUAUUCUACAUAUGUACUUUAUGCUCGUAUCACGGAAUACAACUAGAUCUGUAUAUCACUUGUGUGUAUGUAUGUCUCAAAUGUUUUUCUAAUUAGCCUUUUUCUCGCAUUCUACCUGAGUGGUGUAUCUGUGUAUCUGUUUGUUAAUAUAACAUUUCUUAUACGCAAAAACAAAAACUACAAACUUUAUAGGCAACAAAAUUAGGCUCCUCCAAGCGAAAAGCAAAAUGCAUAGAAAUAAGAAAAAGAGGCAAAUAAAUCAAAUUAUAAUUAUGUAUGUAUGUAUGUAUGUAAUUUGAUACAUUUACUCAAAAUUCUCUUCAGCCACAUUAAGCUCUCUACAUACAAUUUAUGCACAAUAGGAAUAUGCACUAUGUAGUUGUAUUCGGUCUAAGGUAGGCAGUUUGAAAUUUUUUAACUUCACAUUUUUUUUAAUCUUAAACACAGUUACUCACUUACUUACUUACUGCUGUCCUGAUCUCCUCGUGUAGCUAGGGCCUGUACAAUAGAUCUAAAUGAGACACGCAAUUAGAUGCUGCACGGCAAAUGUCAUUCCAGUUGUAAUUUGUGGCGUCGAAUUCCCUAUCGAUGAUUCUACGCUAAGUGUUCGCUGGAGCGCCAUGUUGUCUGGAACCCUGGGUAUUUCAUCUUAGCGCCUGCCUUGCGCUGUGGUUCACGGAUUUGCGAAGUGUGUGACCAAUCCAGCCCCACUUAGUCCUACCAAUCUCAAUCGGUACAGUUUCUUAUUGGGUACGGUGCUAUAAAUAUUCGUUUCUUAUUUUUUCUGGCCAUCUUAAACCAAGUAUUCUUCGCAAACAUUUAUUAAUGCAUGUUUGAAUUCUCGAUACAAUGCGGGAGGAGCCUUUCCAUGUUUCACAUCCAUAGAAUAGCACUGAUUUAAGAUUGGACUGAAAGAUACGCAACUUCCUACGUUUUCACGACAGUCGGUUCUACGUUACCGAAACGACCCGGAUUUUUAUCCGGCCAAGGACUGUCACUCCAGCAGCAUUCCCCGUAUGUAGGUAGGGUGUUUAUGCUGCUACAACAACAACAUACACAGCUUUGUUUUGCGUGAGAUCUGCCACGACUUUUCCAUAAGUUCCUCAGCAUGCUAAAAACCAAAUUUGCCGUGCUAAUCCUUGUAUCGACGUCUUCGUCAGCACCGCUUUUGGCUGAAAUAGCACUUCCCUAAUAUACAAACCUCUGUACGCUUUCAGUGCAUUCAUCGCUACACAUUACUUUAGUUUUUCUUGCAUUUUUUUCUAGGCCUGCUGCUCUGCUCUGACACAAUAAUUGAUUAAGAUUUGUUUCCAGAUUAAGAUUUUGUUUCCAGAUCAUUUAGUCUGUGUCUGACCCUGCACACAUUGUCCAGGUAUAAGAACGGCGUCCAUUGUAUUCCGCGCCUUCCGUUCAUUGAGGAACCCAUUACUUCGUCUAAGCAGAGAAUAAAUAGCAUUGGCGCCAAAAUGCAGCUCUGCCACACCCCAGUUUGAACUUCGAAGGGUUCUGAUAGCAAACCAUUAUGCAGAACGCAACAUUUAACGGCAUUAUAUGUACAUAGCUUUGAUUAUGUUGGCAAUUUUUUGUGGCAAUACCCUCGAUAGAAGAGUUCCCCAUACGUAGAGUUCUCCUUUAACGCUGUCGAAUGCUAUUUUAAAGUCGAUAAAGCGCAUAUAAAUUGACGUUCGGAACUCGUCGCAUUGCUUUAGUAUGAUGCGAAUGAUGUUUAUAAGGUCGAUGCAAGAUUGGCCGGCUCUAAGACCAUAUUGAUUUUCUCGGAGGUUGGUUUCUACGGCGACGCACUUGCGGUCAAGUACAAUUUUUGUCAGUAUUUUGCUGGGUACAGGCAAAAAAGUCAUGCCUCGGUAAUUUUCAUAAUUUUAAUUUAGUGAGGUCACGCUUUUUGGGGCACCUUUACUAAUACACCCUCAUUCCAGCUUCCAAGCUUGGUCGGGAUCGAUUUUUUAAGAACUAAGGGUAAAUAUUAUCAUUUUGAGUAUAGUCUCCCCGAACAUCAGCAAAACGGCACGUAAGUGCUACUUGAAGUGUACCUGUGGUACUCUUGCCAUUUCCCCGAACAUCAAUACAUUUGUCCCAACGAGAUUCCAAUUUAUGAAUUCCAUCACUGAAAUGAGAAUCUGGAAGGGCGGCUGCAAAAUACGCUUCUACAGCUGUUAUGACCUAAUCAUUUGAUAAAAAAACGCUUUUCACAUAUGCAUUUUUUUCCCGUCUGGAAACAGAUGAAGGUCGCUAGGGUCCAAAUCUUGUGAAUACGAUGGAUGCUCCAACAAUUCGAACUUUAAUUCAUGGAUUUUAGCCAUUGUCAAAAUGCUCUUGUGACACGGUGCAUUGUCCUGAUGAAAACGAAUAGUAUAACGGUAAUAUUUCUUUAUUAUGAGGAUUGUCAAUGUACAAACACCAAAAAAUUUUGAAAUAUACAGCUCUCACUCUCACCUUGCUACGAAAAAAAAAAAACAAAAAUGUUAUUUUGAAAAAAAGUAGCCCAUUGGCUUAGAAAUCCCCUUUUCAAA
Anastrepha ludens (Mexican fruit fly) is the source of this 9780-nucleotide messenger RNA. RefSeq lists its product as uncharacterized. Bases 1547 to 6685 code for a protein of 1712 amino acids. The transcript has 11 exons. The record is from RefSeq and is a predicted model, not a curated record. NCBI's taxonomy places the organism in Eukaryota, Metazoa, Arthropoda, Insecta, Diptera, Tephritidae.